AUGGGCAUGGGAAACUCUCUUCCAAAUCUCCAUUUCUUUUCUAUUGCUGAUAAUCAAUUCAAUGGCACCAUUCCAACUUCAAUUUCCAACGCCUCAAAUCUAGAAUUUCUUGACCUUUGCGCAAAUAAUCUCACCGGAAGAGUGUCUUCUCUUGACAAGUUCCAUAACUUUGCGAACCCUAGUAUAGAGUACAACAACUUUGGAGGCGAACUUCCUGAACACAUUGCCAACUUCUCAAAGGAGCUCCACUUCUUUGUCAUACAACACAAUCAGAUAUCUGGAAACAUCCCAGUUGGAAUACAGUUUCUUGUUAACUUGGAAGUUUUCAUUGCAGAAAGGAACAAACUCUCAGGUACGAUCCCAUCAGGCAUUUGGACAGCUUCAAAAUCUAAAUUACUUCACCUUGGAGGUAAUAACUUGCCGGGAUAUAUUCCAUCAUCUCUAGGAAACCUGACAAAUUUACUUCAAAUUGCUUUAUAUGACGAUAAUCUUCAAGGUUCCCUUCCAAAAGACGUAGAAAUUUUGAAAAAUCUAGGAAUCCUUGCCCUUCAUGAGAACAUGUUAUCAGGGGAGAUUCCCAGUGGUCUUGGCAGUUGCACAAGCAAGAUUCCAGAGUUUUUGAAGGGCUUCAACUCAAUACAGCUUUUGGAUCUAUCUUAUACUACCAGUGGAUUCUCUUCAAAUAAUUUGAUUGGUAUUGGUAGCUUUGGAGCUGUUUAUAAAGGGAUUCUUGAUCAAGAGGGAAUGGUAAUUGCAGUUAAGGUGCUUAACCUUACGCGACAAGGAGCUUCAAAGAGUUUUAUAACUGAAUGUGAGGCCUUACGAAAUGUCAGGCAUCGAAAUCUUGUCAAAGUACUCACAGCUUGCCCUGGAGUUGACUAUCAAGGAAAUGAUUGUAAAGCAUUGGUUUAUGAUUUUAUGGUUAAUGGGAGCUUAGAUGUUUGGUUGCAUCUAACUCUUGGAUUAGAUGAGGUGGUAAGAAUUUUAAAUGUUAUCCGAAGAUUGAAUAUUGCUAUCGAUGUUGCUUCUGCACUUGAGUAUCUCCAUUAUCAUUGUGGAACACCAAUUGUUCAUUGUGAUCUAAAACCAAGUAAUGUCCUUCUCGAUGAAGAAAUGAUUUCACAUGUAGGUGAUUUUGGGUUAGUAAGGUUUCUUGCUAAUGGGAUGCAUGACUAUUCAACAAAUCAAUCUAGUUCACUUGGAAUAAGAAGAACUAUUGGUUAUUGUCCUCUGGAGAUGUUCAUGGGAAAGAGGCCAACCGAUGACAUGUUCAAAAAGAAUUUAACCCUUCACGGUUUUGUCAAAAGAGGUUUACCAGAACAAGUGAAAGACAUUAUAGAUGCCAACCUUUAUCAAAUGCAAUUCAACACAGAUGCAACAUCAAAUCAUAACCACACUUUUGGGAAUAGGAGAAACAACAUAUUCAUGGAAUGCUUGAUUUCAGCAUUAGAAUUUGGAAUCUCUUGUUCUAUGGAAUCACCACAAGAGCGCAUGAAUAUCAGUGAUGUUAUUGCUCAACUCUCUUCCAUUAGAAACAAACUUGUUGGAAUUCGAUUACCAAGGAAGAGAUAA
Messenger RNA from Hevea brasiliensis (rubber tree), 1572 nucleotides. RefSeq names its product probable LRR receptor-like serine/threonine-protein kinase At3g47570. The record is from RefSeq and is a predicted model, not a curated record. Lineage: Eukaryota; Viridiplantae; Streptophyta; Magnoliopsida; Malpighiales; Euphorbiaceae. The transcript is spliced from 6 exons. Gene Ontology annotation, molecular function: protein kinase activity; ATP binding. The coding region runs from base 1 to 1572 and encodes 523 amino acids. Gene Ontology annotation, biological process: protein phosphorylation.